AUGACAAUAGUUCUAUCGGACGAAGAUGAUGACGUUCCUCUCGACGCUCUUGUCCAACAAACUGAUCCCCAGGAGGAAUCAUCCGAAAACAAGAACAACAACGCGAAUUCUAAUUCGCUAAAUGAAGCAGAAGUGAUCCCUACCGUUGAGCUGAGCUCGGAAGACGAUACCUCAUCCAGCUCUAGUUCCAGAGAGUCACGAGCAGAAGAUCUACUCAAAGAAAUCAACGCGGAGGACAAACGAAAAAACGAAGAAAAGCGAAUUAUUCGCGAAGAAGCAUCCUGUCCACUGCCGCCUGAUGGGGUGAAAACACCUCCACCGUUUCCGACCACCGGUGUGUCGACUAAAUAUGAUAGAAGAGGCUCAUUUGUCCUCCGAAAAGAAACAAUCGAUGACGACCAGUCCAAAUCGGACAUGGAUUGCGACUCAGAAGACGACCAGCCAGAAAAGCCAAUCGAAGUCAACGUCAAAAUCCCGAUCGCGAUGCAGCCGAGGACACUGAGAAGACCAACGCCUACUGGAAUGAUUGGCCCGAAAAGAGUUCCUAUUGGAAAGUUUACAACUGUCAAAUCCAGUUCUGUUGGACCAAGAAAAAGCUCGCCGGAAGAGAGCGCUAGAAGCAUGAAGAAGGGGAAAAUCAAAAUGAAUACAGAACCAAUAGAAAUCGAGGAUGAUGGAUUUGCGUUGGAAAAAUUUGACGAUGAGGAUUCUCAAAAAGCGCUGGACGAAAUCAUGAAAGACGUGAAUAAGUACAAAUUGGACACCAAGCUCAGUUCUGAAGCUACUUAUUGGAUGACUUUGGUUGAAGAAGGCGUCUGCAAAUGGAGCAACACGGAAGUUAUCGAUGAAUUCAUUGACAAGCUGCAAGUACCCGUGGUUGAAAACGAAGAAGAGUUGAACAACACCGCGAUCGCUGAAAUUAUGGGAGAGAUCCAGAAAAAGUCCGUCAACGAGCAAGUCGCUGGAGUCGGAGCUUGGAAAAAGCGAGCUAAAAUCGACAAUAUGUUUGUUGCGAGAACUCUCAAGAACCAAAUUUUGACGGGAUUGAAGUUCGAUCAGCAGAAGAAACAGGUUGACAGGCGAUUGAACGCUGAUAGAGUUGCGGAAGAAAAGCAAAAGGAACAGCGUAUCAAGAAAAAUCGACGAGAAAGAGACAGUGGACGAGAUGAAGUUGUCUGCACCGGCCAAGAUUUUGCCGAAGACGCUCGAGUCACUGUUCUCCCAAUUCCAAAAGACCUGCCUCGAGAAGAACGCCAUCUCCUCGAAAGAGCAACUCAAGAACUUCUCCGUGAAGCAGCAGCAUUUAUCAAGGGCCGUAACGCGAAAAAGAGGGCGAACUUUGGCUACGAACUUGGCGCAAAUUUGAACGCUGAUGGAACGCAUCGGCAGGGCCAGACUUUCGUCGAGUCCAAUACGCAACUACAGAGUGUAACCAUGCCUGGCGCAAAUGCUUCAUCCUGGCGAUCGGCAGCUCCCCAAAUUAUCAACGGCUCGAUUUCAAACGGCCAAGCUAUUCCGCCGAUGAUGAAUCAAAUGAACAAACCAAGACAAGGUGCCCCUUCUCGUCGCGGCGGGUUUAUUUCCUCGAACUGGGCUCCCGUCUGA
Oikopleura dioica is the source of this 1605-nucleotide messenger RNA. The record is from the annotation of a GenBank genome assembly. Lineage: Eukaryota; Metazoa; Chordata; Appendicularia; Copelata; Oikopleuridae.